Fusarium venenatum is the source of this 357-nucleotide messenger RNA. The record is from RefSeq and is a predicted model, not a curated record. NCBI's taxonomy places the organism in Eukaryota, Fungi, Ascomycota, Sordariomycetes, Hypocreales, Nectriaceae.
AUGUACGGAGAGCGCAUACGAAUGAUUCAUCUCAUUACACUUCAGAAUACCUACAUAACGACCGUCCUCUCUGUUCCCAUCCUAGUUUACAUUCUAAACCAGUCAACAACACAACACUUUACUAGUGCCACAUUUUUGACACGCACCAUCUGCUGCAUAGAAAUCUCUGUUGAUCUAAUUCUCAUGACUGCCAAUAUGUCUGCGAAUCGUCAGAUUUCAGGCGGCUACAAACAGGAGCCCGCCAUGCAUCCCCCUCAAGUGAAGGCUGGUCACUAUCAAAAGAUUUCGGAAAUACCAGGCUUUGACAUACCCGUGCAAUAUACCUGUCGCAAGCUUGACCAGCUCAGGAGUCCCUAG